AACACACGUUUGAUGGAGAGAAUUUGUCAAUAAAUACCAGUGAAAUUAGUCAGUUUUUGAUCGACACUGUGGGCUACAAGUCUGUUCAUCCGAUUUGUUGAGACGUUCUGUGGAUAUUUACCAAGGAUAUUUAAGUCGUUGUUGGGGAAUUGUCAUCGGAGGGGAGAGUAGUCAAGAACCAAAGCUGCUACCAUUAUGGGUCGACUCAAGAAUUUUUUCUUUGGUUCGUCUCACGGACACCAUAAGUACAGCAAGAAUCCACCACAGCAGACUGCAACAGAUUCACCAUCGACUAGUGCUGAGGCUGAGCCUUCAUCCUCAUCUCAAUCUCAAUCUCCCGCGACUACUAGUCCCCCUACUAAACACAACAGUCGUCUCCGUCGCUCCCUUAGUAUGAAGAAACUAAGGAGUAGUUUCCGUCGGAAGGACCACGCCCAUGUUCCGGCAGCCAGUAAACCUCACCAAUGGCAGCAAGAUGAGAAGUCGGUCAGGGCGGGGUCAUGUAACUUUGCCGUCAAGUAUCUGGGCUCCAUUGAAGUGACUGAAUCUAGAGGGAUGCACAUUUGUGAAGACGCAGCCAAACAACUUAGAUCGAGCGCAAAGAAGAAGGUCCGAGCUAUAUUAUGGGUGUCGUCGGACGGACUGAGAGUGGUUGAUGAAGACAAUAAGGGAUUGAUUGUGGACCAAACUAUUGAGAAGGUUUCUUUCUGUGCGCCGGAUAGACACAACGAUAAAGGCUUCUCCUAUAUCUGCCGAGAUGGAACGACCAGACGAUGGCUGUGUCAUUGUUUUCAUUCUUUACGUGAGCCUGGGGAGCGACUCAGUCAUGCCGUGGGAUGUGCCUUUGCCGCCUGCCUGGAGCGUAAGCAACAGAGAGACAAACUGUGUGGCGUCAAGGUGGAGUUUGACGUAAACAAGACGAGCUUCACGCGGCAGGGAUCAUUCCGUCAGGCUACGAUGACGGAGCAAAUGGAAGCAGCGGCAGCGGAAGAAGCGGAGGGAGAAGGGGAGAAAGAGAAUCAAGAGUUUCCAGUUGAGAAGCCUGCUUUACCAUAUGCCAUGCCACGGCGGCAUGCCACUGAUGCCAUGUUAGCGCGUCAGGGAUCCUUUCGCGGGUUUCCAGGUCUACAUACGCAGUCUCCGUUCAAGCGGCAACUCUCGCUGCGCCUGAAUGACUUACCGUCUACGCUACAAAGACAACAACAGGUCCUGCAGACACACACAGAGAUUCCUUUUGAAGAGGAAGUAAUUGAAAGUCAGCGGAAUACAUCAAAAGCUUCCCCUGCAAGUCCGAAUCCGCCACAUUCAUUCCAGCAGCAGCAACAGCAGCAGCUUCCUCCAUCUCAACAACAGCAGCAGCAACAACCAUUCCGUACUCAACAGCAAGCUGUGCAGCCGGCUCAGCCUAUCAGCAUAUCCGCAGCCUGCCAGGAGCUAUCAGAAGGCCUGUUUGAGUUGUCCAGCAAGGAGUCGUAUGCCCGGUCAGCAGCAGCAGCAGCAGCAGCAGCUCAGCAACCGCAUACCAUCAUGCCGCCGGCGGCAGUACCAAUGGCCGCCGCUGUACCACAACCAGUACAAGCGUCACAGCAUCAUGUGCCUCAUCACUCCAUGCAGACUCAUCAGCCGAUGGCUACACAUCAACCAGUGGUCACUCAGCAACCAAUGGCUUCUCAACAAGUACUGACCCAACCGAUGCAUCCUUCAGUGAGUCCAAUCAGGCAGACCAAUCCCUGGGCACCACCACCACAACCUCAACCCCCAGCCCGGUCUGGUCAACAAGCCGGUCUGAACCCCUGGGAUCCAGCCCCAGCACCACAAGCAACCGGCCCUAAUGGUAUAUCACAGGCAGAGAAAUGGCUGACCCAGACAUCAAACACAGUGGUUACAAAGCCCUACCCGUCGCCCCAAGGGUCUAUACUUGGCCCAGGUGGAGAAACAACCGUGCAGAAUAUGCAGAUGCAGAACGGCUUCAACAACGUCAGUCACCAACAGAUGCAGAUACAGAACAUGACGUACCAAGCGCAGCCCGUGGCCGGCAGGGCGCCAGCAGCUAAUUAUAACAACAGUGCCACAGCGCCUAUUUAUAUAUCGCAUCCGCAGCAGCCUGCAGGAGUUUCAGCAGGCAACAUGGGAAUAAGCGGAGCCUGGACUUCCGAUCUGUCCAGAACUUUGCCUGAUUCGACUACACAAGGGAACACCAAUGGGUAUUCCAGCUCCUUCGAGGCCAAGUGGGAAGCGUUGCCAAGUAACCAAAGCACAGUAGUAGCCAACAAUCCCUUUGUCAAUGUGACCAAGGCAUUUGAGAUAGAUCUAUGAGAGAGCUUUGGGGUUGCUGUUUUUUCUCCUCAUCCUGUUAGACUCCAGAGUUUUGAAAUCGUUUACUGCCUCAGAUCCAAGUGAUAUUUUUAAAGAGCUCCUCUACAUGUAGACAGCUUAAGUGUAUUCCCAUUUUUGUUCAAUUAUUUUUUUUUUCCCGUUAGCUUAAUUACCCUGAAUGUUGAACAUUUCAGGGUUUUUUGGUGGUGGGAUGCUAUAUUUGUGAAAGUAUCACACAAAUUUAUUUAAAAAACUGUUGCAUUUAAUGUUGUGUUAAAUGUUCCUUGAUGUGAUUUUUAUAUUUCGACAACUGACCAAUCAGAUGCAGGUCAGUCAGAGCCAGCCCAGCACCAGGGAAAUCUACAGAGGUUUUUUCUAUUCAGCUGUGAAAUCUAUAAGCCAUUUUGAGGUAUGGUUGACACAGCACUAUGAUACUAUCAUGACUAUUAGGUUUGGGUAAAUUUGUCUGUGGACACUCAAACGAGUGCCAUACUAUAGCGUCCUCCACCCCUCAAAAAAAGCUACUUGAAGUCUUUGUAUCAAUAUUAUCCCAAUGUGCAUGCACUUUGGCCUCAAAACCUAGAAGCAAAUAGACCGAUACAUUAUGCUCUGGCUCGUAACACAGUCACACCUAAGAAUGUGCUAAUGUCUGACGUAUGUGAAAAUCAAAUUAGAAUGCUGCCACCAUUUCAAUUUCUGUGUGUGGCGUGAUGCUUUGGCUGGGUUGUGGAGGAUAGGUGCACCAUCCAUGUAAAAGCAUCAUUGAUAGACAGUUUCUUAAAGGGAGGGUAUACCUUUGGUAAUUACUCCAAAAUGUAUUGACCAGAAUAACUUACUGGGUUAGAUGCAAUGCAGCGGUUUUGGAGAAGUGAUUCAAGAAAAAUUUUAAUCUGAGAAACCUUUCAUGCUUGAAAUGUUUCUCAGAUUGUGUGUUUCAAUUACCGAUUAUCCUUCCUGCUUGGACCUAACCUCUCCAGAUUUUUAGCGACAUCUCAAACACACCUUUUGAAUAGGAAAUUUUCACAGAUUAGUUUUAUUGUAUAUAUUUACAUUUAUAUAGGAUCAAAACAAUGGCAUGGCUACAAAAACAAAAGGUGUACUUUGUGUUGUAAGGCCGGACUUAAUGGAUCGGUCUUCAACUUCAUUAAAGUGAAUAAGUUUGUGACCAAAAAUGAUUGUGAAACAUUACAAAGCUUUUUUACCUUCUUCGUUGUCCUUGCUGAUUCCACAAAUAAUCGGAAAACAACUUCAGCCUGACUUUAAAAUUAGAGAGGAGUCAUCAUGCAGAGAUCACCAAAUGUGUAGAUAAAUAAACAAUUGAAAUAUAAAAGUAGCAUACUGUAUAUUUUAGGUAUGUUGGUGAUUGGGCGUAACAAGUAUUUUUUAUUUUAUUAACCUACAGAAAUACAACAAUCAGUACGCUCAAAGUUGACUAUGAGACCAUAAAUUUCUGUGAUUAUUAAAUAAAAUUUCCAAAAAAAGUGUGAGUUUUGAAGUACUGCACUGACACAUUUCACAGAGCAGUUUCUUUUUAUACAUAAUGUAUUAUCAGAUUCCUAUUAUAAAGUGUUGUUAUUACAUGUAUAGCAAAUGUGAUGGGUCUUUUUAUUUUACAGGUACUGAAUGUAGUUAUAUAUUUUGUGUUUUGAAUAAUGUGAAUAAGCUAUGUUUGGGUUAAUUGUGUGAUUACUCUCUUAACAUUGACCACAGGAAUCAGAAACCUGAUUUGGGCAGGAUGUGGAAAUUAAACAUGGCGCUGUUUUAUUUGGAGGUUUUCCAAGGUUCAACCUUGCGUUACCUUGAGUUAACGCUUGUUUAAUUCUGCAGUUUGCCCCUUAUCUGAAUGUUUUUGUGACUUUACGUAAUGGAAUUUCUCAACCUUCCCAAUUUUGGACCUGAAUUUCGCGCUUCCAUCAUGUUUAUUUCUUGUGUUGGGAGGGAAUUUUUGCUUGUGCACAUGCAUACUCCAUGCUUCUAGGCAUUCUUUGCUAUAAACAGCUAGUGCUGAUAUUUCGCGCUUUCAUCGUCAACGAAGAAUGGUAAUCGUAAGUUCAGACUUCUGCGGUAUCAGAACCAUUAACUUGUGCCCAGGUGAGCUUGCACUGACCCAUAGGACGCCUAAAUGCACACUGCACAGUAUAUCACACAUGGAAACAGACUCCCAAAAUUGGCCAUCAAAGACUUAUUGCGAUGAUGAAGACAGGUUGGGUCAAUAGAUGAGCGUCCAACAUGCCUCAAUCCUGAAGAUGGUUUCAAAGGACUCCGGAGGGGGGGGGGGGGGAGAUCUUGGAAAAUCUCAACAUACGCAGUCACAAAUUUAUUCAGGAACUCAGAUUUUUAAAUUUCUGUCUUCUCUGUAAUUUGAGUCGCCCUAAAUAGCUCUAAUUAAAAAGCCAUGUCAAAUAUCUGACGGGUGUCCGUUUUAGUUCAGCAAUUUCGGCGCUAAUUGUUUGUGUUGGAUUAUUCAUGAAUGGAACUGUAAAUACAAAAGUUAUAUUUUAACCUUGAACUAUACAUUGACACAAUAAGUACUAGUAUGAAUAGAUGUUUGUUAGACUAUAUGUAAUUAUGUUGGGUUGGUAAACUGAAGUAAUAUCUACAUUACCGGUAAGCUCACCCUAGACCAGUUUUUUUACCAGUUCUUGACAGACUUGCUAAA
Asterias rubens (European starfish) is the source of this 4975-nucleotide messenger RNA. Its product is annotated as protein numb-like. The transcript is spliced from 11 exons. The record is from RefSeq and is a predicted model, not a curated record. Bases 196 to 2316 code for a protein of 706 amino acids. Lineage: Eukaryota; Metazoa; Echinodermata; Asteroidea; Forcipulatida; Asteriidae.